AUGGCGGACACCACUCAAGCACCCGAGGUUGACUACACCCUCAACAACCCCGAUACCUUGACCAAGUACAAGACUGCUGCCCAGAUCUCACACAAGGUCCUGGAGGCUGUCACCGCUCUGUGCAAUGAGGGUGAGAAGAUUGUCGAAAUCUGCCAGAAGGGUGAUGCGUUCCUCGAGGAGGAGAUCAACAAGGUUUACAAGGGAAAGAAGAUCGCCAAGGGCAUUGCCCACCCCACCACUGUCUCUCCUAGCUCAUACGUGACUCCCUACACCCCUCUGGUGUCCGAUGCCUCUGAGGCCGAGACCACCCUGAAGGCUGGCGAGAUUGUCAAGAUCCAGCUGGGAGCUCAGAUCGAUGGAUUCGGUACCAUUGUCUGCGACAUGCACGUCGUUGCCAAGAAGGAUGCUGCCAAGGAGGUUGUUUCUGGCCGUGAGGCUGACUUGAUCCUCGCUACCCACUACGCGAACGAGCUUCUCCUCCGUUUGAUGGUUCCCCAGGGCCUGCUCGCCCAAGGUACCGAUGAGGAAAAGGCCAAGGCUACUGCCCAGCGCGCCCCUACUCAGGCUCAGAUGUCCUCCCUUCUCGAGAAGGUUGCCAAGGCCUAUGACUGCAAGCUCGUUGAGAACACCACCAGCUGGAUGUUCGACCGCAACGAGAUCGAGGGCACCAAGAAGAUCAUUCUCGCCCCCGGCGAUGGUGUCCGUGGUGAUGGCACUCCGGAGGUUGGUGAGGUUUGGGGUGUCGAGGUGGGCCUCAGCUUGGGCUCCGGUAAGGUCAAGAACCUUGACCACCGUGCCACCCUCCACCGCCGCACUACGACCACCUACAUCCUGAAGCGUCCUAGCUCUCGCCAGACCCUUUCCGAGGUCGUCAAGAAGUUCGGCACCUUCCCCUUCAGCUUGCGCCAGCUCGAGGAUGAGAAGGCCGCCAAGGUUGGUGUUGUUGAGUGUGUUCGCAACGGCGUUCUGCGCCAGUACGAGCCCGCUGGUGACGCCGAGGGUGCUCCGGUCUCUCGCAUCCUGUCUACCGUCGCCAUCACCAAGAAUGGUCUCACCAAGCUUGCUGCCCCUACCAUCGAUUUGGAGCAGUACAAGUCCGAUAAGAAGAUCGAGGACGAAGAGAUCCUCAAGAUCCUCGAGCAGCCUUUGGCCCGUUCUACCGGCAACAAGAAGAACAAGAACAAGAAGAAGAAGACUGCUGGUGCUGAAGAGUAA
This is a messenger RNA of Penicillium diatomitis, 1215 nucleotides long. RefSeq names its product curved DNA-binding protein (42 kDa protein). Bases 1 to 1215 code for a protein of 404 amino acids. The transcript has 5 exons. NCBI's taxonomy places the organism in Eukaryota, Fungi, Ascomycota, Eurotiomycetes, Eurotiales, Aspergillaceae. The record is from RefSeq and is a predicted model, not a curated record.